GCGGCCACGUGACCCACCGUGGGGCCGGCGGCCCAGAAAUAGCAGCGGCUGCGGUCCCGCCCGCGGGCCGCCCGAGGGAAAGGCGGAGACUGCAGGACGCUCGGCGCGGCCCGGGUCUCGGCCCCGGCCCCGGAGGAUGCUGAGCCCCUGCUCGAAGCGGCCCCGCGCUCAUGAUGGCGAUACGAGAGCUCAAAGUGUGUCUUCUUGGGGACACUGGAGUUGGGAAAUCAAGCAUUGUGUGUCGAUUUGUCCAGGAUCACUUUGACCACAACAUCAGCCCGACCAUUGGGGCGUCUUUUAUGACCAAAACUGUGCCUUGUGGAAAUGAACUUCAUAAAUUCCUCAUCUGGGACACUGCUGGUCAGGAACGGUUUCACUCACUGGCUCCCAUGUACUACCGUGGAUCCGCUGCAGCUGUCAUCGUGUAUGACAUCACCAAGCAGGAUUCAUUUCAUACCUUGAAGAAAUGGGUGAAAGAGCUGAAAGAACAUGGUCCAGAAAACAUUGUGAUGGCCAUUGCUGGGAACAAGUGUGAUCUCUCAGAUAUUAGGGAGGUUCCCUUGAAGGAUGCUAAGGAAUAUGCUGAGUCCAUAGGUGCCGUGGUGGUUGAAACAAGUGCAAAAAAUGCUAUUAACAUUGAAGAGCUCUUUCAAGGAAUCAGUCGCCAGAUCCCACCGUUGGAUCCCCAUGAAAAUGGAAACAAUGGAGCAAUCAAGCUUGGGAAGCAAAGCGUGCAAGCCAGCCGGCGAUGCUGCUGACCCUGGGCUGUGCCCACUGUGCUUGAAGCAAGGGCCUCCGUGCUCGGCGGCCUGGCACCCCACUUAAGGAGAAGUGAACAUGCUAGCUUUUCACUCUGAAAGACCAGGAAAGGGGGCAAGAGCUGUUCCCAGAAAAGGAUUUUAGAAAACUCUGGAAAAACCCAUCAUACUGCUGCAAAGUGGCCAUUAGUGUGUUAGAUGCACACUGGAGGGAACGGAUAUUUGGUAAACAUUAAACUGAGUGUUUUGUUAAGCCUUAAGAUGUUCUCCCACUGUACAGGAGUCUUACUGGCUUGUGUGUGAGAUUCUAAAGUGGAAUUCCAUUCUGACUUCCUAUGUUCCCUAGCCAAAUUUCAGUAACUUCUUCAGUGCCAUUGCCUUCAUUACCUAACCAGCCUUCACCUGAGCCUAACCAAAAAGGUUGAUUUAUUUUACCUUUCCGUGGAGGAUAAUUGGAUUGAGCUAUCAUAAAAGUGGAGAAAGAUAAUGUUAGCGUUGUCUACAUCUCUGAUUUUUACUUGAUGAACAUUUUACCAAGCAUUGGUCAUAUACAAACAAACCACAUCUGACUAUUGUAUAUAAUUUUAGGAUUGGAAGACCUAGUUUGCAAGUCAUUUAAGCAGUUACUAUGUGAACAGUGGCAGAUUUAGGAUAUAAAGAUUAUUCCAGAGACUUCCUGGCAUGCAAGUCCUCCAUGAUAAUAAAUUCCUAGUUUCUUAGAAAAGUUUAAUGCACAGAGUAUUAUUUUACUAAAAGAAUAUGUCAUAAUGUCAUUUCUAGGGGGAAAAAAUAACUGCAAUAGCCCAGAUUGUAGGGCAAACGUUUAACAAUAGCAAUGAACGGUAGGUUGCAGGAAAACCAGCCAUAGGAAGUACCAGAACCUUAAGAUCCUACCCGCUGGAAACUCCAAAAUCAGAGAACAUAUUUAAGGAGAUGCCAAGCUCCAGGAAGUGUAGGUAUUUGGGCAAAGGUCCACUUCUGGAGUGCCAGUUAACUGGGCCUUGAUAAAAUCUUCCUUUUCAGCCGCCCUUUUCGCUCAGUUAAUUAAAAAUGUCUGAAUCCAAGGCAAGAAAAGGCAGUGAGAAGAGGAAGAGCUAGUUCCAUUCAAAACCCAAAUCCUAUUACCAUAAAUGUUCAUUAAAGUGUCCAUGAAAACCUGGGAUCAAGAAGCAGUUGGUUUUCUGUUAGGCUCCUAUAGGUGAUUCUUAAAGAACAUUCAGGUCAGUGACUUUUGGGAGGUGUGGGAAGCUGCAAAAGGACAGCUUUGUGAGUGGUUAACCGUGCAGUGUGGUAACAAGGCCAGGAGGUGCUUUCUUUGAAGGAACUUGCAAGGGCCAGCAAACAUUUGUUGAAAAGCUGUAAUAUAAAAACCAGGGAAGAGACUGUAAGCUGAUUAAAUGCCUGGAACUUUCGGUAACAGACAAAUGAACUGUGCUUCAGAGUCCUGUCUUGGCGGCACCCACCAUGCUCCAGACCAGUAGACACAGAGUUCAUCAAGGACAAAAGGCCAGAGUCAUUGAGAGACCACUGCCAUGUUUACACUUUUUCAUGUGGACAGUGGGCAAGAAAAUAGCCAGGUGGGAAUCACAGAUUCCGAUUUUUAUUUCAAAAAUGUGCUGUCAAUUUGAUGUUCUGUCAAUUUCUUACCACUUCACCCAGCUUUCAAGAGUAGUUUGACAAUCUUAGAAUGUGAAGUAUUUUUGGUUUGAGUGCCUCUUAACUCCCCCAGAUAGGUACCUCAAAAAUGGUUAGCAACUGGCAUUUGGAUGUCUUGGCUGGGCCUUGGCGGGGAUUUUUAGGCUUUGCUCUAUAUUGUCAACAUUACUGGCUAAUGUAAUUCUGCUUGCAGGCCAAGCAAUUGUCAUACAUCUUUCCAAAGAUUAAAAAUUGGGGUUGACAAAUGAAAUGACCUCUUCCCAAGUGACUGGCAGGCUUAUUUUAGAACCUUUACUUAACCAGCUGUUCCUGAGAAUCUGGGUUUAUUUGGAGACAGUGCUCAGGUUGUCUGGCUAAGACGAACCUCUUUCCAGCAGGGUUUUGAAUGUUGGGCUGGGUCUUCAGUGGUUGCCUCUUGCCUCUUGAUGGUAGCCACAUGCAAUGAGCUGCCCACGAAUGAGCCCAUGGUUUUAUUUUAGAAGCAUAUGAGGGUGUGAAACACUCUUAUUUCUCUGUAUGACCUUAUGUAUGGAAGCCGGCUAGAUGACUAUACAUAAAAUCACUAUGGGACACAAUCGGUGAAGAGAGAAUAAUAUGGUCACACAUGUAUUUGCAUAAACUUGGAAACUUUUCUAAAGAGAGAUGCUUGAGCCUUGUCCACAAUGAUGGUUUCUUGUUUUCCUUUAUUUUGCCUUGAGUUUACUUUCUGACUGUUCUAAUAAUUGAACUAUAAUCACCUAAAAGUAUAUAAAACUUGGAAAUUACUAUUGUUCCAAAAUGUCACGUAGUUUAAUGGAAUGUAGCAUCCUUUACAACCUUCCAAAAUGUGCUCCUUUUCCUCCAUUUUCUUUUCUUUCCCGUGGGUAUGUAUGUGUACAUCUGUAAAUAUGAUUUCGUAUUUGUUAUGCCAACAUAUAAUCCAUUUGGCUCAAGACUACGUGUUAAAGUAAUGUAGGCAUGAAUCUUCCCAGGGAUUAUUUCCCAAGGCAAUCCUUGUGAUGGGAGCAGAGUCAUGCGAACAGUCUAUCUAGGUACAUAAUUGACUUGCCAUUUUAUAACUGAAAAUGGUACAUUAGGGUGCUGAAUAUGACGUUACUUGCAGACUACAGGAGGUUAAAAGACUGAAUCUAACCUUUAGCCAACAAAAGAGCUGUGCCCCAGAGAGAUCUGAAUGCAUUUUCUGAGCGAAGUUUGGAUGACUGAAAGGUUUCCUUUAAGACCUAGGACCCACCAACCGUAUGGUUGGUGAUGGAUAAAAUCAGUGGGGUUUAGGGAGCUCCACUUCUCACUGCUCUGCAGUGCCCAAGGUGAAUUGAAUAUGAACUAUCUUAUGAACUAAAGAGCUCUGGCCUGUUAGACAGCUUUUUAAUCUCUUAACCAUCAUUGUUGAAACCAGAGCCAAUGUCAGUGCUCUGUUGUGUAAAUUCCUCCUUUUCUCAUAUUUUUAUAAAGAGCUUCUGUCUGGGCUGGACCCAGUUUGUGCAAUAGAAAACACCACUGCAGACUGUUAGGACCUUUCCUCCUGCCUUCUGUGCUACAGCAUUGCCCUUGGCGACACCCCGAUAUAUCUGUUGUUGGUUUAACACACACUGAUUCAUACUAAUAAAUAUUUUAAGUUUUACCAAGUUUGUCUUUUUCUUAUUAUAAU
Molecule: messenger RNA, 4062 nt
Organism: Talpa occidentalis (Iberian mole)
Lineage: Eukaryota; Metazoa; Chordata; Mammalia; Eulipotyphla; Talpidae
Gene: RAB31
Product: RAB31, member RAS oncogene family
Exons: 7
Coding region: 171-758 (195 amino acids)
Molecular function (GO): GTPase activity; GTP binding
Source: RefSeq, a predicted model, not a curated record